CUUAGCCCUGCCUUCCCAGACAGAGGGUGAAGUUCUCCGAACUUGCUUCCUUGAGAUUGGAGGUCCUGAGAAACUUUGUGUUGAGAUCAACGAGAUAAAUUAUAACCAGUCCUACCGGCUUUAAGUUGCCGUAAGAGUUCUGCCUGUCCAGUAACUUUCGGCUUCAUAGAGCUCAGACAUCUGCUUUUGCUGAACUGGUGCGACUCUGGUGCUUCAUUUUCUCUGUGAUUGGUCGCGAUGCAAGUGGGCGACUAUGAAGUGUUCUUGAGCUAUAGAGGACCAGACACGCGUGCAGGCUUCACCGAUUUUCUCUAUACCUACCUUGUAGAUUUAGGAGUUCGUACAUUCAAAGAUGACGAAGAUCUCCGCAUCAGUAAAGAGUUCAGCCCCGAACUAAUCCAAGCGAUUGAGCAAUCGAAGAUCUCCAUACUCAUCCUCUCUAAAGAUUAUGCUUCCAGUGUAUGGUGUCUUAAGGAGUUGACCCAAAUGGUGGAGUGUAGGAAAAGGAAGGGACAGAUAAUUUUGCCCAUCUUCUACAAUGUCAAACCAUCCAUGGUUCGAGACCAAACCGGAUGUUAUGGUAAGGCCAUUUCUUUGCACAGGCAGCGAUAUGACGAUGAGACCGUCCGACUGUGGACGGCUGCUCUCCGCAAGGUUACAGAAUUGCGGGGAUUCGACCUCACAGCUAACAGUGUUCCCAGAGAAGCUUCAUUCGCCAAGAAAAUUGUCGAAUACGUGUUGAGUAUAUUGAAGAGGAGAAACUUUGUUGGAAUCGAGCAUCAUGUGGAGAGAGUUAUGGAAUUACUAAAUGUGGAAUCUAGUGAUGUUCACGUAGUUGGAAUACAUGGCAUAGGGGGCACUGGGAAGACAACGAUUGCAAAGUUAAUCUACAAAAAGAUAUUUCAUCUCUUUGAUAGCUUUAGCUUUCUGGAGAGCGUUAGGGAAAAUGCAAAAAAACCAGGAAGCUUAGUCAAUUUGCAAGGUCAGUUGAUUUCUGACCUUCUAGGUGCAAUGCAUAGACAAAUUCCUUCUGUUAAUGAUGGGAUUAAGUCCAUUAGAAGCAUAUUCUUCCACAAGAAACUUCUCAUUGUUCUCGAUGAUAUUGAACCAAGCUUGGAACUUGCAGAAAUUAUAGAAAGUCUUGAUUGGUUAGGCUCUGGAAGCAGGAUCAUAAUUACCACCAGAGACGAACAAGCUUUAAAUGAGCUUGGAGUGUCCCUGAAAUAUAAGGUCGGGGGAAUGCAACCACAGGAAGCCCUUAAACUUUUCCAUGUCCAUGCCUUCAGGGAGAAAUCUGCUCCAGAUGACUUUGCUACUCUGUCCGAAAGAAUAGUAUCAACUAUUGACCGCCUUCCUCUGACUAUUGAGGUUGUCGGGUCGUAUCUAUUUUCUAAAAGCAAGGAAGUGUGGACACAAACAUUAGACGAGUUGGAAAACGUACCUGAGCUGCAGGUUCAACAGAAUUUGAUGGUAAUCAUCAAAGCAUUACCUGAGAAGCAAAGACAGAUAUUUUUGGACAUUGCUUGUUUCUUCAUUGGAGAGUACAAAAGUGUUGCAUGCCACCUAUGGUCUGACCAUGAUUCUGCUGGCGAACUGGAAUUAGAGGUGCUCGUCCUCUGGUCUAUUGUUAAGAUUGAAAAUGAUAAGCUGUGGAUGCAUGAUCAACUUCGAGACCUAGGUAGGAAUAUCCUCCAGCGGGAAUAUUCUGAAACUGGAAAGCGCAGUAGAUUGUGGAUUCACGAGGAAGCCUUGGAUGUGCUGAUGAAGGAAAAAGUAAGAUCCAAGUUCAUAAUGUACUUGUUCAUAACUGCUUUUACCUUUGAUUUUGCUGAAGAGCUGGGUUCCCUCAUAUCCUUGGAGGAGAUUCUUAUAGAUGGAACUGCUGUUCAAGAAAUUCCUGCCUCCAUUGGUCAUUUGCAAAAUCUUGGAAGAUUCAGUGCCUACAACUGUCUUUCAUUGAUCCAACUGCCCGAAUCAAUUGGCCAUGUAGAAUCUUUGAGAGUCCUUGCAUUGAAUGGUACCAAAAUAGCUAAACUUCCUCUGUCUAGAGAGUUACAAGUGCUACAACACUUGUCAAUAAAUCAUUGUUGGUCGAUAUUGAAGUUACCAACAUCCUUGGGGACUUUGGCUUCAAUGACCAAACUUGAUCUAUCAAGCACUGCAAUUGUCGAAUUACCUGAUGAUGUCAGUAAGUUAAAUCUUCUAACAGUACUCAAAAUUGAUUUUACUUUUGUAAGAAAGCUACCUAGCACUAUAUGGACAUUGAAGAGGCUUGAAGAGCUGCACGCUUCAAGAUGUCGAAGUUUGGAUGGGGAAAUUCCUAGGGAUAUCGAGAUGCUUUCUGCAUUAAAGGUCUUGAGGCUUGGAUACUCUCAGAUUUGUGGUCUACCAGAUAGCAUUUCUAGACUUCCCAAUCUCCAAACACUUGAUCUGCUUCAUUGUGACCAGCUCCGUGAAGUGCCCAAGCUUCCUCCCAGUUUAAUAAGCCUAUUCGUCAGUUCUAAAUUGAUGCACAAGAUCCCAGACAUCGGUAACCUGGUUAAGUUGGGAGAGUUAUUCUUGGCUGAUGGGUCCCAGGAGCCAGUAUUGCCUAUUGAAAGUCAAAUUGAGUUGAAACGAUGCACUGAUUUGCAGCUUUGGAGUUUGUUAGAGCUAAAGAUAUUGCAGCUAUCUGUGUUAAAGAUCCAACCGGUUGGGUUGCAUUACCUUAUUAAGCUCAGGAAGCUCUCCCUUUGCUGCAUUCACUUGGAAGAGCUACCACAACUUCCUCCAGGUUUGUCCACUCUAUCACUUCACCAUUACAAGUUGUGGACAGGAUUGCCAAAUCUUUCGCAUUUGGAGUUUCUAUCAGAAUUCGAGCUUUUCAACUGUGCGGUAAAAGAAGUUGCAGGCCUCGGGGAGUUCAAAUCCUUGCGAGUUUUCAGAAUAUCUCACUGUAACUUGCAGCGGCUGGAUGAACUGGAGAACUCAAUAUUUUUAGCAUCAUUGAAUGUAUCAUACUGUCGAAGUCUUGAGAAACUACCCAAUUUAUCAAAUCUAAAGAUGCUGAAAGACAUUAAAAUCAAGGACUGUCCGAAGAUUCCUGAUAUUAGAAGUGUCGAACACCUGAAAUCCUUGGAGAAGCUAAGCAGUUCAACAACUGAGGCAGAAAGCUCAUCCGAGGUAACCAACUCUGCUGAUUUUCCCACUAGACUGCAUAGAUGGAGUAUGGCACUUGAUAAGCACGUGUCAUGUCUGGAAUUUUUAUAA
Eucalyptus grandis is the source of this 3249-nucleotide messenger RNA. RefSeq names its product TMV resistance protein N-like. Gene Ontology annotation, molecular function: ADP binding. The record is from RefSeq and is a predicted model, not a curated record. The transcript has 3 exons. Gene Ontology annotation, biological process: signal transduction; defense response. Bases 238 to 3249 code for a protein of 1003 amino acids. Lineage: Eukaryota; Viridiplantae; Streptophyta; Magnoliopsida; Myrtales; Myrtaceae.